This is a messenger RNA of Helobdella robusta, 264 nucleotides long. RefSeq lists its product as hypothetical. The annotation marks the transcript as partial. The record is from RefSeq and is a predicted model, not a curated record. The transcript has 2 exons. Lineage: Eukaryota; Metazoa; Annelida; Clitellata; Rhynchobdellida; Glossiphoniidae.
ACAGGGAACACUGGGUUAACAGGAUUCCAAGGCUCUCCAGGACCCAAUGGGGCAACUGGCUUUCCAGGUCCAAUGGGAGCACCAGGACCAGCCGGCCCACAAGGUCAGAGAGGUGAUAGUGGACCCGCUGGACCUCCUGGAACUCAAGGAUCUCCAGUAGGACCAAUGGGACCAACAGGCGUUAAUGGCGAUACAGGUCAGCCAGGACCUGCUGGCCCUAUUGGACCAGCAGGAUUUCCAGGACCCAGUGGCCAGCCCGGAGGU